AUGACGGAACGCGCUGACGGAGCAUUUGACGAUGGAGUCGAAGAGCGCGUUAUCAACGAGGAGUACAAGAUAUGGAAAAAGAACACACCGUUCCUGUAUGAUUUGGUGAUGACACAUGCAUUGGAAUGGCCAUCACUUACUGCCCAAUGGUUGCCGGACGUUACAAAACCGGAGGGAAAGGAUUAUUCAGUGCAUCGUUUGAUUUUGGGCACACACACAUCUGACGAACAAAACCAUUUGUUGAUUGCCAGCGUUCAGUUGCCAAACGAGGAUGCUCAAUUCGAUGCCAGCCACUACGAUAAUGAUAAAGGGGAAUUUGGUGGCUUUGGUUCUGUUUCAGUGUUUAAGGGAAAGCAACAGCAACAGCAACAACACUUGUCAAAUGACAUUUAA
Sitodiplosis mosellana (orange wheat blossom midge) is the source of this 393-nucleotide messenger RNA. RefSeq names its product histone-binding protein RBBP4-like. Lineage: Eukaryota; Metazoa; Arthropoda; Insecta; Diptera; Cecidomyiidae. Gene Ontology annotation, cellular component: ESC/E(Z) complex; nucleus; NuRD complex. The transcript is spliced from 3 exons. Gene Ontology annotation, biological process: regulation of gene expression. Gene Ontology annotation, molecular function: histone binding. Bases 1 to 393 code for a protein of 130 amino acids. The record is from RefSeq and is a predicted model, not a curated record.